AUGGCUGCCAUACGGCGUUCAAACUCGUCUAAUAUCGGCAGGCUGCUCCUCAAUGGCAAAUACUCAGACCUGCUGCUUCGGUGCAACGGCAUUGAGUUGAGAGCCCACCGCGUCAUCGUCUGCACUCAAUCGGCAUGGUUUGAUCAGGCCUGCAGUGGCGCAUUCCAGGACGAAUACGAGCGCAUCAUUGACUUUCCCGAUGAGCGCCCCGAAAUUCUAUACAAACUACUAGAGUUCCUGUACACUGAGGACGUCAAAGACGUCGACUUUUUCGACAAUGGCCAGAUCAUCACUCGAGGCCCCUCCAACUCGUCUACCUCUUCAUCUUCCAACCGCUCCAUCGCCGGCGGGGGCGGUGGUCUGGGAUUUCAGCUAGCCAUUGCUGGCCUCCCGCCGGACGAGCACGACCAUUCGUACUCGUAUCAGUGCCACAGCAAUCAACCCCUCCGCCGUCACCACUCGGUCCUGACAACCCGUCGGCCAUCCACAUGGACCCCAUCUCCUGUCACACCUGCGUUCGUCUCGCCCACCUACAGCCCUUCACCACCACCACCCGCUAGUGCGACGCCAGCGACGACGACGACGACGACGACGGCGGCGGCGACGACUGCCGCGUUCCUGACCUCGCCUUGGAACGAGUGGGCGCACCUGCAGCAGUCUGGAGCAGGCACCGAGGGCAACGCCGCCGCAGCGGACGACGAGGGCCAGGACGCCGUGGCCACUCUGUACACGUACCUCCGGCUUUACGUCGCCGCGGGGAGGUAUACGAUCCCGCAGCUGGGCGGGCUGGCUCUGGACCGCUUCUCCCGGAUUGUCAGAGGUCACUGGAUGACGGUCGCCUACUGGGCGUCGGACCAUCGGACAAGAGACUUGCUGACGGAGCUGUUCGAGACGACGGCCGAGUGGCCGGAGGACAAUCUGAGGAGGCUGGUGUACGAUCUCGUGGCGGGCUGUUAUAGAGAUUGCAGAAGGAAUCUCAGGGACGUCAUGCUGAGGUUCCCCGAGUUUGCCGUUGGAGUCCUGGAUCGGCUGGCCGAGGCUGGGGACGGGGACGACGACGGCCGGCGUGGGAUAGAGAAUAUGAGGCGGCUCACGGUUCUGCCUCGUUGUUAA
Molecule: messenger RNA, 1113 nt
Organism: Pyricularia pennisetigena
Lineage: Eukaryota; Fungi; Ascomycota; Sordariomycetes; Magnaporthales; Pyriculariaceae
Exons: 2
Coding region: 1-1113 (370 amino acids)
Molecular function (GO): protein binding
Source: RefSeq, a predicted model, not a curated record